AUGCUCUUCGUCUCCUUCACAGCCGCUCCGUUCGUGAACCAAGUGUACCUUUCCCUGCCGGUUUUUACCCAGAAGUCAAGAGAACACCUACGAGCAUAUCUUAAUAGAAUCCCACGUAAUGCAACAUUGAAUGUUGAAACUAUGAAGUUUAAUUUCUACCCAAAGCGAACACUCGUCACAAUAUCAGAUUUGGUCCCUCGCACGUCAAUGGUUCGCCCUGUGAGCUUUAUGAACAUUAAUCCACAGCCUAGGCCGUGGUGGAAGGGAAGAGAUCAAGUGCUAUUCUUCGCACCUGAGAAGAGUCGGCCAGCAAGGUCGACCCCGAGAUUUCUCCCCGAGAUAUGGGAGCAGGUCUUUACUCUAAUUAAGAGCAACCGGGCACUAUAA
Messenger RNA from Trichophyton rubrum CBS 118892, 387 nucleotides. RefSeq lists its product as uncharacterized. The transcript has a single exon. The record is from RefSeq and is a predicted model, not a curated record. NCBI's taxonomy places the organism in Eukaryota, Fungi, Ascomycota, Eurotiomycetes, Onygenales, Arthrodermataceae. Bases 1 to 387 code for a protein of 128 amino acids.